Molecule: messenger RNA, 315 nt
Organism: Cooperia oncophora
Lineage: Eukaryota; Metazoa; Nematoda; Chromadorea; Rhabditida; Trichostrongylidae
Source: the annotation of a GenBank genome assembly
AUGGUCCAGCCUUCCACUGACCAUAUCGACGCCUUGGAUGGACAGUUUGAAGGGAACAGCGAAUGGGAAUUGUGCGGUAUCAAAGCUAUCUCAGAAAUCCAAUUUGAUGAAUUUGCGGUAAAUACAACUUCCAUUAUGACACUCGUGCAAGCUAAAUAUUUAGACAGUGUCGAUGGCAUAAUGAAAUUUGAGCCACUUGAAAUUAAAAGCCUCCGGAUAGCAGCUCUGUCUGGUUGUUCAAAGAAUGCCUUAGUAUCAUCUCAGAAAUUCCCCGUCAGGUACAAAGGUAGAAAGGGACCGAAUCGCACUGGUUGA